Molecule: messenger RNA, 2096 nt
Organism: Corythoichthys intestinalis (scribbled pipefish)
Lineage: Eukaryota; Metazoa; Chordata; Actinopteri; Syngnathiformes; Syngnathidae
Gene: vps45
Product: vacuolar protein sorting 45 homolog
Exons: 15
Coding region: 210-1985 (591 amino acids)
Biological process (GO): intracellular protein transport; vesicle-mediated transport
Cellular component (GO): Golgi membrane
Source: RefSeq, a predicted model, not a curated record
ACAUCUAUCAAAUAAUUCACUUAUGAAUGCACAGUAGAAUACUUUAAACACAAAUAUUCGUUCACGUCGAGCUAGCGGCUUCAGGUCACGUGACUGGCAUAGUUGUUGACGUCACCGCCAACAAGGAAGUGAGCGGGCAGUGUCUUUCGAGCAGACCCCGAAAGCCGCAUCUUGUUGUUGUUGUUGUUGUUACCUGUCGAGUGGGCGCCAUGAACGUGACGCUAGCGGUGAAGCAGUACAUCUCCAAGAUGAUCGAGAGCAGCGGGGCAGGGAUGAAGGUGCUGCUCAUGGACAAGGAGACGACCAGUAUUGUGAGCGUGGUCUACACCCAAUCAGAGAUCUUGCAGAAGGAGGUCUACCUCUUUGAACGCAUUGACUCUCAGAGCCGAGAAAGUAUGAAGCACUUGAAGGCCAUCUGCUUCCUCAGACCCACCAAGGAAAACGUGGAACAUCUCAUCCAGGAGCUGCGAAGACCAAAAUACAGCGUCUACUUCAUCUACUUCAGCAACGUGAUCAGUAAAAGUGAAAUCAAAGCUUUGGCUGAGGCUGACGAACAGGAAGUGGUAGCAGAAGUGCAGGAGUUUUACGGAGAUUUCAUUGCCGUCAAUCCUCACGUGUUCUCCCUCAACCUUCAGGGCGUGGCCAAGGUAAAAAAGACGCCGGGGGCGUUGGCAAUGAGCGUGCGCGCGCUCACGUCACUUGUGUUUUCGCCGCAGGGGCGGAGCUGGGAUCCAUCCGUCUUGUGGCGCUGCACACAGGGUCUGACCUCGGUCCUGCUGGCGCUCAAAAAGUGUCCCAUGAUCCGCUACCAGCUGUCCUCCGACAUGUCCAAACGCCUGGCCGAGAACGUCAAGCAAAUCAUCACCAAAGAGUACGAGCUGUUUGACUUCAGGAAGACUGAAGUCCCACCUCUGCUGCUCAUCCUGGACCGCAGCGAUGACGCCAUUACACCACUGCUCAACCAGUGGACGUAUCAAGCGAUGGUCCAUGAGCUCCUGGGCAUCAACAACAACCGUAUCGACUUGUCCCGAGUUCCCGGCAUCAGCAAAGACCUUCGCGAGGUGGUCCUGUCCGCCGAGAAUGACGAGUUCUACGCCAACAACUUGUACCUGAACUUCGGCGAGAUCGGCACCAAUAUCAAGAACCUAAUGGAGGACUUCCAGAAAAAGAGACCCAAGGGCCAGCAGAAGCUGGAGUCAAUCUCGGACAUGAAGGCGUUCGUGGACAACUACCCGCAGUUCAAGAAGAUGUCGGGCACCGUGUCUAAGCACGUGACGGUGGUGGGCGAGCUGUCCCGCCUGGUGGCCGAACGUCAACUGAUGGAGGUGUCGGAGGUGGAGCAAGAGCUAGCUUGCCAGAAUGACCACUCCAGCGCGCAGCAGAAUGUGCGCCGGCUGCUGCAGAACCCACGCGUGUCGGAAAUGGACGCCGUCCGCCUGGUGGCGCUGUACGCCCUGCGCUACGAGCGUCACAGCGCUAGCAUCCUGCCCGCCCUCAUGGAGCAGCUCACCAGGAGGGGCGUGUCCGAGGCCCGACGCAGGAUGGUCCAGUGCGUGGUGGAGUACGGCGGCAAGCGAGUCAGGGGAAGCGACCUCAUCACGCCGACGGACGCCGUCGCCAUCACUAAACAGUUCUUCAAAGGCCUCAAGGGCGUGGAGAACGUCUACGCGCAACAUCAACCUCUUCUUCACGACACGCUGGAUCAGCUGAUCAAAGGUCGCCUGAAGGACAGUCAGUUUCCUUAUCUGGGAGCCAGCAGCCUCAGAGACAGGCCUCAGGAUGUCAUCGUGUUUGUGAUCGGAGGAGCCACCUACGAAGAAGCUUUGUGCGUUUACAACAUGAACCGCAGCACGCCCGGUGUUCGAAUUGUGCUGGGAGGAAGCAGCAUGCUCAACACCAAGAGCUUUCUAGAGGAAGUGAUGUCAUCAACAAGCAGCGGUGGCGAGCGGUCGCAGGGCAUUAGUCGCUAUAGCAACAGACACUGAGAGCCCAACGAACGCGACGUCUUAUAAGUAUUUGUCACUUUACGUUUGUCUUUGUUCGAUGUAAAUCAUGUCAUUUAACUGUGAAUAAAAUGAAUAGAGGAAAAUUCACCA